Saitoella complicata NRRL Y-17804 is the source of this 1653-nucleotide messenger RNA. Its product is annotated as alpha/beta hydrolase fold family protein. Gene Ontology annotation, molecular function: catalytic activity. The record is from RefSeq and is a predicted model, not a curated record. The transcript is spliced from 4 exons. Lineage: Eukaryota; Fungi; Ascomycota; Saitoellomycetes; Saitoellales; Saitoellaceae. The coding region runs from base 296 to 1207 and encodes 303 amino acids.
GAGGUCAAUACCAUCAUGGAUCUUUAGCUGACGGUCCGAAUCACUCUUCGUGGUCACCCGGGCGGCAAGGUGGGUCCCGAGACCCCUCACAUGUCCGGAUCCAUGUUCGACAACCCUGGCGAUCUGCACAUGUGCCCCACAUACCAAUUAAUCAGCAAGGAUGAGAUGAGGGACAUACCCCGCUUGCAAUUGCACGCUUCCGACUUGGCUCCUCGAGGGUAUAAAAGGGACCAAGGGUCCUCCUAUCCAUUGAUCUGAUCCCUAACUAUCCAGUGUCACCCAUCACCAACCAACAAUGUCCGACUCCCACAAGAAAACCGUCCGCGUCUCCCACCUCGGUGGCAUCGACGCGGCCUACCAAAUGCCCAAACCCUACGACUCAUCCAAACCCACCCUCGUCCUCGUGAACUCCUUCACGACCUCCUCCGAUCUCUACAAACUCCAAUACCAAAACGAGGAACUCACCUCCAAUGUCAACCUUCUCGCCAUCGAGCUUCUCGGGCAUGGAGCGACCCGUACUGAGGCGUUGGAGUGGACGUAUUGGGAUACUGCUUGGAUGAACCUUCAGGUUCUUGAGGCGUUGGGUAUUAAGAAGGCGUUUGUGUUGGGAACGAGUCAGGGUGGGUGGAUUUGUACUCGUAUGGCGCUUCUUGGGCCGAAGGUCAUUGAGGGCAUUAUUCCUCUUGGGUCCAGUAUGGACUUUGAGUCUCAGCGUACCAUGGACCUCGGAUGCUGGGAUGGCAAGGAAGCUAAUUCCCGCGCUAUCCGCGAAUUCCUCGGUGACGAGGAGACACCUGACUGGGUCCUCCCCAACUGGUUCUCCGACUGGUUGAUCACCGUUGGCGUGGGAAAGACCAACCCCAAGGCUUGGCCCGACUUCCGCGAGUUUUGGAACAAGGAGAUGAAGCGCAACUACAGUGGAACCGACGGCCGUCAGCGCGCUCGCAUGUGCUCCAUCAACCUCUCAGACCGUGACGGUCUCCACCCUCGUCUCCCCGACGUCCGUUGCCCGGUUUUGUGGAUCCACGGUACUAAUGACGCAGUCUACUCCGUCGCCAAUGCGAAGGAGGAGAUCAAAAUGUUCGUCAACAGCCCAGAUGCGCAGUUGAAGGUUAUUGAGGGUGGACAGCACUUCUUGAGUGCGUCGAACCCCCAGGAUGUCGACAGUCUUGUUUUGGAAUUCAUUCAGAAGUACCACAAGGCUUAAGCGGAUGGGGAGGAGUUUUCAUCUCUUGUAGGAUUUAUGACGAUAGUGUACGAAUAGGGUUUGAUACCAAAUGAUAUUCCUUACCGAUGGCCGAACGUCUAUAAGUUGCGAUUGCGAAAAGUGCACGGAGUGUAUGACUGGAUAGUCGGUCGCAUUGGAGCUCAUCCGGCGUAUGAGAGCAAUAGCGUAGUUGAAGGGGGAAAGUGAGGGGAUACGUUGUCGUGAGUCGUUCAACACUGUCGCGUACCACACGUUGCCAGUUUCCCUGCCCAAAGGCCAUUCUUCCUCAUUCUUCCGUUUCGACCAGUCACCAACAUUAAGGCAAACACGUCAAAGUUCGUCACAUGCACAUCGCAGAACCCAGAGAAGACAGUCAGAGGCGAGACGCAAGAGGUAAAUUCCACACACGUAAAUCUCAUGAUCACAAACUGCACAAAAUAUUACCC